AUGCCAAGUCCAGUUGUUCAUAUUAGUUUUGCACUAGGAUUUGGAACAUUUAUUAUGACAUUGACGAAAGGAUCUUUUACAGCUAUUCAUUGUCUUAUAUUAUCUUUAAAUGCAUUUUUUGGACCUGAUAUUGGAACUUUUCUAGGUUGGUGCUUAUCAAUUACAUUUCCUGCAUUGGCUGAUCAAGCUAUGGCAUGGAUUCAUGAUAGUAUUGGAUAUAUUAUAAUAAUUGCACCUAUUCAAGCUAUUUUAUGUUCGAAAUUAUCGAAAAAAUUUAUUGAUUGGAAAUAUUCAAGAUCUUUUAAUAAUGAUUUAGAUGAUGUUAAUAUAGAACAAAUAAAUAAAAAUUUAAUAUCUUUAAAUAUAAAAGAUUGUUAUUUAUUAGCAGUUGCUGGUUGUAUAUUACAUUUUCAAUUAGAUCAUAUAUUCGAAGAAAAUGGUCAAAAUAAACUUUAUCUAUGGAUUUUAUCAACUGGAUAUUUUACAAAACCAACACCUCCAUUUUUACCUUUAUCUGUUAUUUUUGUUGGUGUAUGUACAUGUACAUUAUUUUUUGGAUUUGCUUGGAUUCAUUUAUUUUCAUCUACAAUUUCAAAACAAACUUUGACAAUUAAAUUAAAAUAUACAUUCAGUUUAUUUUUAGCUAUUUUUAGUAUAUAUAUUAGUUAUUUAUUUAUAUCACAAAUUAUUCUUGGAAAAAAAGCUGUUAUUGGAGAAGAAGCAGAUUUAGGUGUAUUAACUUUUAUCAUUAUAUUUCAUUUUUUACCUUUUAUUUUAUGUCUACUUUCGAUACAUAACUAA
This is a messenger RNA of Adineta steineri, 801 nucleotides long. NCBI's taxonomy places the organism in Eukaryota, Metazoa, Rotifera, Eurotatoria, Adinetida, Adinetidae. The record is from the annotation of a GenBank genome assembly.